CGCCCACAUCUCCUCCACAGAUACAGAUAUCGAUCGCCCAUCAUGUCGGUCCCUUCAAUCGCACCGCAGAUUAUGAAGCGCCCAUGGCUCAAGCGCUGGAUGGAGCCGCUCUCCAAGUGGUACUUUGAUAACUCUGGCUAUCGGAAGCUAGGUCUGAGAGCCGAUGACUUGAUUCCGGAGGAGAGCCCAGAGGUGCAACUCGCUCUCAAGCGUCUGUCACCCAAGGAAGCAUAUGACCGUGUUUUCCGCAUGCGACGAGCGUUCCAGUGCUCCCUAGCACAUCAAUUGCUACCAAAGCAGGAAUGGACCAAGGCCGAUGAGGAUAUCCCAUACCUCUCACCCAUCAUCCGCGAAAUCGAAGCUGAAAAGACCGAGCGCGAGGACCUCGAGAACAUGCAAAUCACCAAGCCUAAACCGAAAUAGAUGAGAUACCACAGGGAAGGAGUAGGUCAUGACACGAGUUCAACGGAGGUUGAAGUGUACAUAUUGCAGCAGCAAGAGACACCAUAGAUUCGAAGCAAGCACUUGAGUUGU
This is a messenger RNA of Pseudocercospora fijiensis CIRAD86, 534 nucleotides long. RefSeq lists its product as uncharacterized. The record is from RefSeq and is a predicted model, not a curated record. Gene Ontology annotation, biological process: mitochondrial electron transport, ubiquinol to cytochrome c. NCBI's taxonomy places the organism in Eukaryota, Fungi, Ascomycota, Dothideomycetes, Mycosphaerellales, Mycosphaerellaceae. The coding region runs from base 43 to 423 and encodes 126 amino acids. The transcript has 4 exons.